AUGGCUCCAGCGCUGGGUCUGGGGCUGCUCUGGGGGCUCCUGGGGCUCCUGGGGGACCCGGGGGGCGCGAUCAAAGUUCUCCACUCCCUGCGUUACCUGCACGUGGCGGUGUCAGAGCCCAGCCCAGGGAUCCCCCAGUACAUGCAAAUGGGGUUCAUGGAUGGGAUCCCCUUUGUGCGCUACGACAGCGAGCAGGGCCGGCUGGAGCCGCUGACGCUGUGGAUGAAGGAUGGAGUCGAGCCAGGAUUUUGGGAGUGGCAGACCCGGAACAGUAUGAGGAACCAGCACAUGGAUGCCAAGAACCUGGAGACACUGCAGGAGCGAUACAACCAGAGCGGGGGUCUCCACACAAGGUUGCGAGUUUCCGGCUGUGACCUCCUGUCCAAUGGGAGCAUCCGUGGAUCCCACCGGAAUGCCUACAAUGGGCGGGAUUUAAUCUCCUUUGACCUGGAGUCCAGGAGAUUUGUGGCGGCCGACAGCGUUGGUGAGAUCAUCAGGAGGCGCUGGGAGCAGGAUGGGACCGUGGCUGAGUAUUGGAUGAAUUACUUGAAGCACGAAUGCCCCGAAUGGCUCCAGAAAUACAUCAAAUACGGGCAGAAGGAGCUGGAGCGCAAAGAACUCACCCCAGUCCCACUCCCAUGGCAUUCCAAUGAUGUCUAUCACCAUUAUCCCGUUCCAGAGCCCCCUGAUGUCCAUGUGUCUGGAAAAGAGGAACACAGGACGCUGAUCCUGUCCUGCCACGCGUAUGGAUUCUACCCUAAAACCAUCGCAGUCAGCUGGAUGAAGGGGGGUGAAACCUUGGAUCAGGAGACGGAGUGGGGCGGGAUCGUUCCCAACAGCGACGGCACCUUCCACACCUGGGCCAGGAUCGAGGCGCUGCCGGAGGAGCGGGAGCAGUACCGGUGCAGGGUGGAGCAUCCCAGAAUGCCGGAGCCCGGGAUCUUCACUUGGGAGCCGACAUCUGGCGGGAAUCUCACCAUGGUGGUCACUGUAUCCAUCAUCACUGCCAUCCUCAUCCUCAUUGUCCUCAUCGGAUUCGGCGUCUGGAAGCUCCAAUCUGGGAGGAGAGACAGGAAUGGAUACAACCCGGCAGCUGGAAGGGACAUGGGAACCAACAGCUUCAGCACAGGAAUCACUGCCUGAGUGAUCCAUGGAGCUGGAUCUGGCCCCUUCCCUCUUCCCAGGAAAGCUGAGAGCUGCCACCAGAGCUGAUCCUGCUGCUCCCACCCACCCCACAGGUCUUUCUAACGGAUUCAUUUCCAGUUUUCCAUUUCCCAGUGUUUUAAAGGCAAGAACCACAAACAUUUACAAUGCUUUAGUUCUGGUGUG
Molecule: messenger RNA, 1329 nt
Organism: Melozone crissalis (California towhee)
Lineage: Eukaryota; Metazoa; Chordata; Aves; Passeriformes; Passerellidae
Product: class I histocompatibility antigen, F10 alpha chain-like
Exons: 8
Coding region: 1-1143 (380 amino acids)
Biological process (GO): immune response
Cellular component (GO): external side of plasma membrane
Source: RefSeq, a predicted model, not a curated record